AUGGCGUUUAACGUAUAUGAAUAUUUUAGAAAAAAGAAACUCGACCCAAAUUCUGAUGAAUAUAAACAAGAUAUACCUUUAAAUAAAACUGUAGCAGAAGUUACUGGAUUAUCAGAAAAGACUGUAUCUAGAAUUGUACAACAAGGGAAAGCAUUAAAUGACAACGAGAGAUUUAAAUCACCAAGAAAACCAAAACAGCUCAUGCCUAAUAUACCGCAAAAUUCUGUCAUAGUAAUGGACAACGCAGCUUAUCAUUCGGUUCGAGAAGAGAAAAAGCCAACUAUGGCUUCUACCAAGCCAACUAUGCAAGAAUGGCUACGACGACAUAACGUGCCUUUUGAUGAAAAACUUAGAAAAGAUGACUUAUAUAAAUUAAUUAAAAGCCAUUUCACAGAAGAUAUUUACAAAAUUGACGAGGUAUUGAAAAGAAACGGACACGAAGUAUUGCGUUUGCCUCCAUAUCACCCAGACCUGAACCCCAUUGAGUUGGUCUGGGGUGAUAUCAAAGGACAAUUAGCACAAAAAAGUAUCGACUCUAAUUUGGACCAGAAAAAAGAAAUAUUAGAGAGAUUAUUUGCUGAAUAUCCCAAAGAGAAAUGGGAGAAUUGUGUUAAACACGUGAUUAAAAUCGAAGACGAAUAUUGCAAACAUGAUGGAGCACUAGAUGAAGUUGUUGAUUUUAUUAUUAAUGUGCAAGACGAUUCUGAUGAUUCUGAUGAUGGCUGUUUCGAAAGUGAAGAAUCAAGUUCCAGUGAUACUGAUAUUAUGGACAUAAGUGAUUGA
This is a messenger RNA of Plodia interpunctella (Indianmeal moth), 783 nucleotides long. RefSeq lists its product as uncharacterized. The record is from RefSeq and is a predicted model, not a curated record. Gene Ontology annotation, molecular function: nucleic acid binding. The coding region runs from base 1 to 783 and encodes 260 amino acids. The transcript has 2 exons. Lineage: Eukaryota; Metazoa; Arthropoda; Insecta; Lepidoptera; Pyralidae.